Periconia digitata is the source of this 2148-nucleotide messenger RNA. The record is from the annotation of a GenBank genome assembly. Lineage: Eukaryota; Fungi; Ascomycota; Dothideomycetes; Pleosporales; Periconiaceae.
GUCUCGUCUGUCAUCAUCAUCGUCCUCCUCAUUCGUCUUGCAACCUCCCACUCUGCCUGCCCACUCCACCAUCACCAGCUUCAUCACUCCAUCUAUCUAUCCAUCCAUCAUCGACAUCGCCAAAUACCCUUUUCGUCCACCAACCUGACCCACUCCACCUACGACUCUCUCCCAGCGUCCGUCUUCCAUCCACCCAUCACAGCCCGCCGUACCAUGGCCACACCUUACGCCGCCACCAUGGAGCAGUUGAAGCUCGAUUUCUACGCCCGUCACAGCAGCCUCCCAGAACAGACCCGCCAACAGCUCUGGCUACAAACCCUCUCUGGCCAGCCCGUCGCUCUCCAGCAGGUCCCGCGCUCCAUGGCCUACCCGCAUCCUGACAUGCUAGACUUCUCUACGUCGCAGUUUGGUUCCAUGGACCGCAUCCAGUCCGCUCCACCCACCUCAACCAUGGAUCCCCACCUGUCCAUCAUGGACCCAAACAACACAAUGCUCGCCCGUUCCGCCUCGACCAUGACCAACUGGCAACCUGCAUGCGACGACCAGCAGUCCGCCUACGCCAUCUACUCCGAUUCCGCUCCCAUCAGCGAGUAUUCGCCUUCCGACUACAUCAACAACUUCAUCGACCCUUCAAAUUCCGCCUCCUCUUCUUAUCCCCUUUCUUUUCCCCAGCAGUCCCCUCACUUGCACGUACCACUGACACCGAGCACGCAGUGGAGUCCUCAAAUGGACCCCUCCACGGCGCCCAGCACGCCCUCGUCGACCGCUUUGAUGACGCCUGUUAUUCACUCGAGUAACAUGAGCCGUCAAAGCAGCUACAACACAAGUCUCUUUGAUGACUCUUCAUCUAUGCAAUUUUCUGAUUCUUCUGUAUUUCCUAUCCUCUCAGAGGAUGGAACUGUUUCAUUUCCUAUUCACGCAAAGACUAUCAACCAUGGUGUUGAUAAUCUUCAUUUCCUUGAUCAAUUCACUGGUUCGCCCAGUGAAGCAUUUCCUUCUUCUUCUUCUGUACCUGUUUUCUCUUCCUGUACUUCUGCUGCAAGUGCGUUUGCACUUGCCUCUUCUCAGAACAAGCCGGAUCUGGCGGAGGAUAUGACAAGAUCGGCUUCAUCUUCUAGCGAGAGCCAGACGAGCAUCGCCUCGUCGCCCUCGACCGGCUCGCGCCAUGUGCGACGCGGCCGGGAAAUCAACGCCCAAGCGGGCCGAUGCCGAAUUGCCCCAAAGGCAACUCUGAACGACUUCAAGACCGAGUCUACGCCGUCAAAUGCUCAGAUGGUGCGGAUUCAGUCAGAAGACGGCUCAUCCAAAAAUGUUGGCGUCAUCGCCAAAGCUGCCUAUGUACGACCCCAGCACCCAAAAAUCAUGUGCCCUCAUUGCAAUGAGCGACCUGAUGGGUUCCGAGGCACACACGAGCUCGAGAGGCACGUAGCGCGCGCACACACAGCCGUCAGAAAGGGCUUUAUCUGCGUCGACGCCUCUCCCGACAAGAAAUUCCUCGCCAAUUGCAAACACUGCCGUAACAAGAAAGUGUAUGGUGCCUACUACAACGCCGCUGCUCAUCUUCGCCGCGCGCAUUUCCACCCCAGGAAGCGCGGCAGGAAAGGUAAACACGACGAGAAGCGCGGUGGCAUUGGGGGCGGUGAUGACCCCCCAAUGGACUUUUUGAAACAGCACUGGAUCAGAGACAUUGAGGUGGAGAACAAAGCCACCACUGCUCAGUCGCCUGACAGUGCUUCUUCCGACAACAGCAACGAGACCGCCGACAUGAACAGCUACGACACGUCAGUGUAUGACUUCAACGCCAACCCCCAAUCGACAAAUGAUGCACACAUGUCAAUGCCAAUGAAUGUCGACACCACCCAAUAUUUCGACUUUGACAGCAACAGCACCGCCAACGGCAAUCUCUGCAUGCCCGACUCUGAUGUGUCUUACUCUUCCAUCAUGUACACCACAAACGACCCUUCGUUGUCAUCGAACGACAUUGAAAACUUCCAGUUCGAUGCGCAUAGGCUUUAGUGAACAUGCUCUCCGCUUGCUUCCUUGUCUUUUGAAACCCAUCACACAUGCAUUUGAGCUGCCCGAUUGCGGCAACGGCGUUUAUAUUGGUCGGGGGUUGGUGCGGAUACGUCGGUCUCUCGGUUGCUAGCU